Camellia sinensis is the source of this 531-nucleotide messenger RNA. The record is from RefSeq and is a predicted model, not a curated record. Lineage: Eukaryota; Viridiplantae; Streptophyta; Magnoliopsida; Ericales; Theaceae.
CACACGAGUACUCAGCAAGGUGUCAUACACCGGGAUAUGGAGACCACAAAUAUUCUGUUGGACAAUGCUUGGGUAGCUAAGAUUUCAGAUUUUGGUUCGUGCAAAAUGGGCAUCACAAGCAAUUUUGGCACUCACAUUAGCACAGACGUUAAAGGCACAUUUGGUUAUUUGGAUUCAGUGUAUUUCAUGACUCGUUUGCUAAUCAAGAAAUCAGAUGUGUGUGCCUUCAGUGUCGUGUUGUUAGAAGUGCUUUGUGGGAGGCCAGCAGUGGAUAUGAGGCUUGAGGAAGAACAAUGCAGUCUAGCCCUAUGGGCUCAACAUUGUAUCAAAAAGAAGAAACUUGGUCAGAUCAUUGACCCUAGUAUGAGGGACCAAAUCUCGCUACAUUGCUUGAAAGUGUUUGCAAAAAUUGCUAACAAAUGCUUACAUAAUCAUCCAAAUGGACGUCCUACAAUGGCUAAUGUAGUGGUGAGCCUCGAGUGCACUUUGGCAACAUAGGAUCAAUGCAGGGGAUGUACAAGUAGAUGUUGA